Copidosoma floridanum is the source of this 278-nucleotide messenger RNA. RefSeq names its product histone H4. The record is from RefSeq and is a predicted model, not a curated record. Gene Ontology annotation, molecular function: structural constituent of chromatin; protein heterodimerization activity; DNA binding. Lineage: Eukaryota; Metazoa; Arthropoda; Insecta; Hymenoptera; Encyrtidae. Gene Ontology annotation, cellular component: nucleosome.
UGCGUUCUAAAUUCUAUCACGUUUACACUACCAGAAUGACUGGCCGUGGUAAGGGAGGAAAGGGAUUGGGAAAAGGAGGAGCCAAGCGCCAUCGCAAAGUUCUUCGCGAUAACAUCCAGGGUAUUACCAAGCCUGCCAUCCGCCGUCUGGCUCGUCGUGGAGGUGUGAAGCGUAUUUCUGGAUUGAUCUACGAAGAGACUCGUGGUGUCGAAACGAUUGAAAUGGCGGUUGCUGGUGAAGUAAGGGUUUCAAGUAAAAUGCCAUAUGUCACCAGCUAA